CCUUUCCUUCCAGGCCGCGUCUAUUACUUCAACCACAUCACCAACGCCAGCCAAUGGGAGCGUCCGAGCGGCGGCGGUUCGGGCCGUAACGGUCCAGGGGAACCAAUGAAAGUUCGUUGUUCUCACCUGCUGGUCAAACACAACCAAUCACGGCGCCCGUCAUCGUGGAGGCAGGAAAAGAUCACCAGGACCAAAGAUGAAGCCUUGGAACUUAUCAAUGGUUACAUCCAGAAGAUCAAAUCAGGAGAAGAGGAUUUUGAAUCUCUCGCUUCCCAGUUCAGUGACUGCAGCUCAGCAAAGGCUGGGGGAGAUCUGGGCGCCUUCGGACGUGGUCAGAUGCAGAAACCCUUCGAAGACGCUUCGUUUGCUUUGAGGGCGGGUGAGAUGAGCGGCCCCGUGUUCACAGAGUCAGGGAUCCACAUCAUCCUGCGCACGGAGUGAAGGGCCAAAGAGGGGAGGAAGGAGGGAAGGAAGGAAGGAAAGAAGAAAGAAAGGAAAGAAGGGAAAGGAAGAAGGAAGGAAGGAUGCGACCCACUUCGACCCCACGUUCUCCUAUAGGGACUUCACUUCCAGUGCUUGAAAACAAGACAAAAAUAAGCAAGAAAGAGGGGAAAUAAAGAAGAAACUAAAAGCUCGUUUCAUAUCUCAAUACCUUCCUGGAGGCUCCUGACGAUGGGGAUGAAGGUUUUGAUGACGAUGAAUGAAGGAUGGGAUGGCAGAACCUUCCAGAACGUUGGCAAAGACGACGUCGCUUCUUCCACCCUCUCCCAUCCCGUCGCUGCAUCACCUGAAGCUGAGGAGGGGGGUCCACGUUGGAAGACCCCCCCCCUUUAACCCCCUUUAUCCCCAUCCUCCCCCCCCUUCUUCUUCCCCCACCGCUGGUUUAGAUGCAGAGUAUUUAUUGCAGCGGCGAAGCUGAGCUGUGAACUGCGGUGCUACGACGGAGCAAAACCCCCUCCCCAAUUCCCACCCCCCCCCCCCCCCCCCCUUUACAACCCCCCCCCCAACCCCUCUGCAUGUUUGUUCAGACUCGUUUGGACCGGAAUAAAGCGGCCUUCGCUCCGUCGGGUGGUGGUGGAAGCCAUCGGAAUCGCGUCCGUCCAUUCAUAAAAUGAUGCCUGUCCAUUCAUGUUUAACGUCCAGUCGUUCAUAAAAUGCCUGUCUGUUCAUAGAUAACGUCUGUCCAUUCAUAAAAUGCCUGUCUGUUCAUAUAUCACAUCCAUUCAUUCAUAUAAUGCCUGUCCGUUCAUAUAUCACAUCUGUCCAUUCAUAAAAUGCCUGUCCAUUCAUAUAUCACAUCCAUUCAUUCAUAUAAUAAUGCCUGUCUGUUCAUAUAUUACAUCCAUCCAUUCAUAAAAUGCCUGUCUGUUCAUAUAUAACGUCUGUCCAUUCAUAAAAUGCCUGUCUGUUAAUAUAUCGUGUCUUUCCAUUCAUAAAAUGCCUGUCUGUUAAUAUAUCGUGUCUUUCCAUUCAUAAAAUGCCUGUCCAUUCAUAUAUAGCAUCCAUCCAUUCAUAUAAUGCCUGUCCAUUCAUAUAUUACAUCCAUCCAUUCAUAUAAUGCCUGUCUAUUCAUAUAUAACAUCCGUCCAUUCAUAAAAUGCCUGUCUGUUCAUAUAUAACGUCUGUCCAUUCAUAAAAUGCCUGUCUGUUCAUAUAUAACAUCCAUCCAUUCAUAUAAUAAUGCCUGUCUAUUCAUAUAUCACAUUCGUCCAUUCAUAAAAUGCCAGUCCAUUUAUAUAUUACAUCCAUCCAUUCAUAUAAUAAUGCCUGUCUGUUCAUAUAUAGCAUCCAUCCAUUCAUAUAAUGCCUGUCUAUUCAUAUAUCACAUCCAUCCGUUCAUAAAAUGCCUGUCCAUUUAUAUAUGACAUCCAUCCAUUCAUAAAAUGCCUGUCUAUUCAUAUAUUACAUCCAUCCAUUCAUAUAAUGCCUGUCUAUUGAUAUAUCACAUCCGUCCAUUCAUAUAAUGCCUGUCUAUUCAUAUAUUACAUCCAUCCAUUCAUAUAAUAAUGCCUGUCUGUUCAUAUAUUACAUCCGUCCAUUCAUAAAAUGCCUGUCUGUUCAUAUAUAAUGUCUUUCCAUUCAUAAAAUGCCUGUCCAUUCAUAUUUAACAUCUGUCCAUAAAAUGCCUGUCUGUUCAUAUAUCACAUCCAUCCAUUCAUAAAAUAAUGCCUGUCCUUUCAUAUAUAAUGUCUGUCCAUUUGUCUGUCCAUUCAUAUAUAAUAUCCAUUCAUAUAACGCCUGUCCAUUCAUAUGUAACAUCUGUCCAUUCAUAAAACAUCCGUCCAUUCA
Molecule: messenger RNA, 2289 nt
Organism: Coturnix japonica (Japanese quail)
Lineage: Eukaryota; Metazoa; Chordata; Aves; Galliformes; Phasianidae
Source: RefSeq, a predicted model, not a curated record